Capra hircus (goat) is the source of this 1940-nucleotide messenger RNA. It is a transcript of the gene PPP2R3B, whose product is annotated as protein phosphatase 2 regulatory subunit B''beta. Gene Ontology annotation, cellular component: protein phosphatase type 2A complex. Gene Ontology annotation, biological process: protein dephosphorylation. The record is from RefSeq and is a predicted model, not a curated record. NCBI's taxonomy places the organism in Eukaryota, Metazoa, Chordata, Mammalia, Artiodactyla, Bovidae. Gene Ontology annotation, molecular function: protein phosphatase regulator activity; calcium ion binding.
GUCCAGACAAGGAAGGAGGAGCCCGUGCCUCCCGCCGCGAGCCGGAGCGUCCCCACUUUCUACUUCCCUCGCGGCCGCCCGCAGGACACGGUGAACGUGGACGCUGUCAUCGCCAAGAUCGAGAGGACCUUUGCCCAGUUCCCGCACGAGAGGGCCACCAUGGAGGACAUGGGCCGCGUGGCCAAGGCCUGUGGCUGCCCACUCUACUGGAAGGGACCGCUCUUCUGUGGUGCCGGCGGUGAGCGCACCGGCUCCGUGUCCGUCCACAAGUUCGUCGCAAUGUGGAGAAAGGUCCUGCAGAACUGUCACGACGAUGCCGCCAAGUUUGUGCACCUGCUCGUGAGCCCCGGCUGCAGCUACCUGGUGCAGGAGGACUUCGUGCCCUUCCUGCAGGACGUGGUGAACACACACCCCGGGCUGGCGUUCCUGAAGGAGGCUGCCGAGUUCCAUUCCCGCUACAUCACCACGGUCAUCCAGAGGAUCUUCUACACCGUCAACCGGUCCUGGUCGGGCAGGAUCACGUGCGCCGAGCUGCGAAGGAGCACCUUCCUGCAGAACGUGGCUCUCCUGGAGGAGGAGGCGGACAUCAACCAGCUGACGGAGUUCUUCUCCUACGAGCACUUCUACGUCAUCUACUGCAAGUUCUGGGAGCUGGACACGGACCACGACCUGCUCAUCGACGCGCAGGACCUGGCCCGGCACAACGACCACGCUAUUUCCACCAAGAUGAUUGACCGGAUCUUCUCCGGAGCCGUGACGCGAGGGAAAAAGGUGCAGAAGGAAGGAAAAAUCAGCUACGCGGACUUUGUCUGGUUUCUGAUCUCCGAGGAGGACAAGAAGACCCCCACCAGCAUUGAGUACUGGUUCCGCUGCAUGGACCUGGACGGGGACGGGGCGCUGUCCAUGUUUGAGCUGGAGUACUUCUACGAGGAGCAGUGCCGGCGGCUGGACAGCAUGGCCAUCGAGGCCCUGCCCUUCGAGGACUGCCUGUGCCAAAUGCUGGACCUGGUGAAGCCCCAGACUGAAGGGAGGAUCACGCUGCAAGACCUGAAGCGCUGCAAGCUGGCCAACGUGUUCUUUGACACCUUCUUCAACAUCGAGAAGUAUCUGGACCACGAGCAGAAAGAGCAGGCGUCCCUGCUCAGGGAGAGUGAGAGCGAGGGGCCCGAGCUGUCCGACUGGGAGCGCUUCGCUGCUGAGGAGUACGACAUCCUGGUGGCCGAGGAGGCCGCGGGGGACCCCUGGGAGGACGGGUAUGAGGCCGAGCUCAGCCCCGUGGAGCAGAAGCUGAGCGCCCUGCGGUCCCCGCUGGCCCAGAGGCCCUUCCUGGAGGCGCCGGGCAGCCUGGGCACCGUCGAGCUGUAUGAGUACGAGUGUGGGGGCGACGACCUGCCGCCCUCGUGACCCGCGGCUCCUCGGGGCCCCCGUGGCCCGUGGGUGGGGAACGCGGCCGAGCAGCCAUCGGCCUCACCCAGUGCAGUUCGUCUCUCUGUGGUGCGUGCGUCUUUAUUUGGCACAGAAGCGGCUGCAGACGGCCUCGCGGUGCCUCCCCAGCGGGCAGGCGGCCUAGGCCCGCUGCCCUGUCCAGGCGCUUGGAGUCCCCCGUCAGCGGACGGUUCACCCCGGUGGGAAUCCUGCGGUGCUGUCGUGGGUCUGCCCGGGCUGUCCCCGCGCUGACCUUGGGCCGGCUGUGUCGGCAGGAACAUUCCAGGAGCCACAGCGCCCGCUGUCCCACGGGGCCCCUGCAGGGAUGCCGCCCCGGCCAGGGCCGAGGGAGCACCCAGGUCAGCGCGGCCCAGCAUUUCUGUGUACGUGCACAGAAUGUGUACAGUUGCCUUCUAUUUGCUGUGCAGAGCGGUUUAAAGAGUUUUAUGAGAUCACGUUUGUAUUUUGAAAUAAAGAAUUAAAGGAUUUUCAGCCCGAGACUAACCUUGAGACAA